This is a messenger RNA of Pecten maximus, 5851 nucleotides long. Its product is annotated as condensin complex subunit 2-like. The coding region runs from base 97 to 2307 and encodes 736 amino acids. The record is from RefSeq and is a predicted model, not a curated record. The transcript is spliced from 17 exons. Gene Ontology annotation, molecular function: chromatin binding. Gene Ontology annotation, cellular component: condensin complex. NCBI's taxonomy places the organism in Eukaryota, Metazoa, Mollusca, Bivalvia, Pectinida, Pectinidae. Gene Ontology annotation, biological process: mitotic chromosome condensation.
CUAAACGGAUGGCGGAAACUUCGAAAACAGUGGAUUUGUAAAUAGACGGUAACGUCUAGAAUAGACUUACAGCUGUGUUAUUUGCUAAGUGUAAUCAUGCCGGAAAUGCGAGACAUUUUGUCUCCUUUGACCACUCCUAAUAUUCACAGAACACCAGUGUUUUCCAGUAUAAGUGGUAUAUCCCCUUCUACCAGUCGUAGCCAUGUGGGUCUUAAAAGCCCCUCAGGCACACUGUUGUCUGGGGAACAUGAUGAGGCUGCAGAAAAGAGGGAGAGACGAAGGUCAAGGGUCAUGCAGCUUCAACAGAGGACACUGGAAAGUCCUGUAUCUCCAGUAGACAAGCGAAGAUCGUUAACAUUACAUGGCCUAUCCAGUACACAGAUAGCGGAACAUUAUGCCAACUGCAUCAAACUCUCAGCUGAAAAUAAAAUCACAUCAAAGAAUGCUUUUGGUCUUCACCUGAUUGACUACAUGUCGGACCAACUCAAGAAAAAGGAAAUGGAAAACUUUCAGGUUGCCAGCACUACCCUUGAUGCCAGUGCCAAAAUUUAUGCUGGUAGAGUUGACGCUAUCCACACAGAGACAUACAAGGUUCUGUCUGGCCUGGGACGUAGCUCAGACAAGAAUAAACCAGGCGACAACCAAGAUGGAGACGAUACUAAUGCCGAUCCAAGUGAACAGGGCACAGAAGACGAGAUCAAAAAGAAAAAGAAAAAGAUGCGAAGGAAGAACACAGUGGAGGCAAAUAUCAAAAAUAUUGACAUGAAAGAAAAAGACUUUGAAGCUAAGGCGGAUCCACUAUUCCAGAUAAUGUCAGCCACAUUUGAUGAGGGCGGUAUCAGUAGUCUCCUCCUCAACAGUCUGAGAUGUUUUGAUGACCAACAGAGCCUAGCCCUUGACUCCGGAACUCUGAUAGGGCCUUGUCCAGACAUUGGGGAGUGUUCUCAACGCCAGGUCAACGAUCUCGGUGAAAUUAUAGACCUGGCAAAAGGUCAUGACCUUGAGCUGUUAGAGAUGUGUCCGAACUUCUCAACCUUCAACUGGGAUGAUGCUAAUGAGACAUCCAUCUUGCCGUCGGGUCCAUCGGCACAGGCAUUUGACAUCAAUGCUGAGCCCGAGCCAAUACCAGACCUGGACGAGGACCAUAAUGAUGACCUCCCACCAGACAUGGGAGGUCUGGACAUGGAAGACAUUGGCAACGCAGACUCGGACACCAGUCAUUGUGAAGGAGAUGAGCCAGCUGACCAGGGUAUAUCUAUAGGAGACAGCAAGGCUGCACAGCUCAUGGACACUGUCAUGAAGGAUCUCUCGAAAGGGGUGACGGGUACAUUAAUGCAGGUAUUAGCAGCUGAGCCGUCCGAUUACUCAUUCUUCAACAAAACAUUACUGAGGACGUGGGCGGGACCAGAACACUGGAAGAAAGGGCCUGCAAAUAAAGAUCCUUCUAAGGGUAAAGAUGGAGCAGACAAAUCUCAGAAGACAAAGAAACCUGUUUUUAAAAUAAACUAUGAUGAGGAAAUGGACUUUGAACUGAAAUUUCAACCUUCAAAAUCUGUGACAUUGACCAAGGCCACAUUAACAAAGAACAGUAAAAACAAGAAGACCCUCCCUAAAUACCUCCACUACGAGACCGACAAACUCUUCAGACUGUUUGUGAAGCCAAAACUCAUGAUAAAAAGACAAAAUACAUCUUCUGAUAGUAUGGAUGAUGUAAUAGAAAAUUACGACUAUGAAAAUGUAAAUGACAGAGAAAAUUUCUGUCCCAGAGAUUUAGAAGGAAACCAAGACGAAGAUGAUGGUGACAGUCAUAUGGGCGAGUUUGAUUUCACAGCAGGAGGCAGCGAGUUUAGUCAGUCACAAGAUUCUCAGGAUUUUGGAUCUCAACCUGAUCCGAUGGAUGGAACAAUGCUGACAGGAGACAAACUUGUGGCACAGCCACAUAAGGUUGCGAAGAUAGAUAUAUCCUAUGCCAAAACAGCAAAGAAACUGGACGUGAAAAGACUCAAGUCAACUAUGUGGGAUAUCAUGACUCAUGAAAUUGUCAAGCCUCCUCCUGAACCUGAAGCAGCAGAGAACACUGAAGUGAAUCAGAACAAGAAUUCGUCCUCAGAUCAGGAAAUGACGGGCACAUGUACUUUCCAGGACCUGCUCACUAUCCUCCCUGACAAAGUGUCCAGUCAAACUGCCAAGAAUCUCAGUGUACCUAUCGCCUUUGCCUGUCUCCUCCAUCUGGCCAAUGAAAAGUGCCUGAAGAUAGUCUCUCUUGAUGAAGACCUUGGCAAUCUUGUAAUAUCUCAGGGAAUAUGAUAGUUGUAUUUUAAUCAGUUUUACCAGUGAACAGUGGUUCUCCUGACAGAUAGUUGUAUUUACUGGCUGAGAUUUGCCUGAGAUGUGUUUCUGUGCUGGUACAUCUAAAGAACCGUUCUCUCCAGCGGCCAUUGAAGAAGUCAAAAGGCAACUGUAGAUACAACUGAGAUGAUUUGGCAGCUAUAUUUAGCAGACAGCACAAUGAAUGGAUGUGAAAGAGCUCCUAUGAAAUAUAAUUUCACAUACAUUGUAUAUGAACUGUGUGUACUUGUUUUCACAAUUUUUUAUCAUUUAUUUACAAAAGACUUUCAGGUAAUCCUAGAAAUUACUAGAAAUAAUGGAAAUGAACUGAUUCUGGUGUUACAUAACAUAAGCCAACAUACAGAUAUUGUUGGACAGGGAAGUUGUUCAGCAAAUACCUGAUCAGGGAGUCUUUUAAUGUAAUACUGUUAUAGAAAUAACAUGAUUAUAGAAAAAAAAAAUCAUGGUUAUAAGUUAUUAAAAAAAUGUAAAUAGUUGUAUUAGUAUCAAUGAAAUAUACAGUAUGUUUAUUGUCAAUGUUUUGAAGUUAAAGCUUCAAUGUAAUAUGGAGGAAUGCCCUUAAGGUUUUAGAAUCUCCACUAUUGAAAGGAAAAAGAAAUAAACAGAAUAAUGGUUUAGACUUCAUUUUGGAAAGGAUAUAUUAUAAUAAUAUGUUUUGUUAAACUCACCAGUGUGAGCUAAAACUUGAUUAUUUUGGUCAUGUUUAAUUUGAAAACUUUGAAAUGCUGACAGUUGUCAUUGCUGAUUGUUGACACUCCUCAGUGUUGAAUGUUGACACUCCUCAGUGUUGAAUGUUGACACUCCUCAGUGUUGAAUGUUGACACUCCUCAGUGUUGAAUGUUGACACUCCUUAGUGCUGAAUGUUGACACUCCUCAGUGUUGAAUGUUGACACUUCUCAGUGUUGAAUGUUGACACUCCUCAGUGUUGAAUGUUGACACUCCUCAGUGUUGAAUGUUGACACUCCUCAGUGUUGAAUGUUGACACUCCUCAGUGUUGAAUGUUGACACUCCUCAGUGUUGAAUGUUGACACUCCUCAAUGUUGACACUUCUCAGUGUUGAAUGUUGACACUCCUCAAUGUUGACACUUCUCAGUGUUGAAUGUUGACACUCAAUGUUGACACUCCUCAGUGUUGAAUGUUGACACUCAGUGUUGAAUGUUGACAUUUCUCAGUGUUGAAUGUUGACACUUCUCGGUGCUGAAUAUUGACACUUCUCAGUGUUGAAUGUUGACACUCCUCAGUGUUGAAUGUUGGCACUUCUCAUUGUUGAAUGUUGACACUUCUCAGUGUUGAAUGUUGACACUCCUCAGUGUUGAAUGUUGACACUUCUCAGUGCUGAAUGUUGACCCUCCUCAGUGUUGAAUGUUGACACUCCUCAGUGUUGAAUAUUGACACUUCUCAGUGCUGAAUGUUGACACUUCUCAGUGUUGAAUGUUGACCCUCCUCAGUGUUGAAUGUUGACACUUCUCAGUGCUAAAUGUUGACACUUCUCAGUGUUGAAUGUUGACACUUCUCAGUGUUGAAUGUUGACCCUCCCAAGUGUUGAAUGUUGACCCUCCUCAGUGUGGAAUGUUGACACUCCUCAGUGUUGAAUGUUGACACUCCUCAGUGCUGAAUGUUGACACUCCCAGUGUUGAAUGUUGACACUUCUCAGUGUUGAAUGUUGACACUUCUCAGUGCUGAAUGUUGACCCUCCCAGUGUUGAAUGUUGAUGCUUCUCAGUGUUGAAUGUUGACACUUCUCAGUGCUGAAUGUUGACCUUCCCAGUGUUGAAUGUUGACACUCCUCAGUGUUGAAUGUUGACACUCCUCAGUGUUGAAUGUUGACACUCUUCAUUGUUGAAUGUUGACACUCCUCAGUGUUGAAUGUUGACACUCUGCUGAAUGUUGACACUCCUCAGUGUUGAAUGUUGACACUCCUCAGUGUUGAAUGUUGACACUCCUCAGUGUUGAAUAUUGACACUCCUCAGUGUUGAAUGUUGACACUCCUCAGUGUUGAAUGUUGACACUCCUCAGUGUUGAAUGUUGACACUCCUCAGUGUUGAAUGUUGACACUCUUCAUUGUUGAAUGUUGACACUCCUCUUUGUUGAAUGUUGACAUUAGUCAGUGUUGAAUGUUGACCCUCCUCAGUGCCUGUGUUGAGAAUAAUGUUAUGUUUGAUAUUUAUAUAUUGAUGAAGGAACUAUUGAGUUGUUAUAAUGGUGAGAAUAUUGUGUUACGUCGCCUCCAACGUAUACUGGUACAUAUUCUUGUUACAUGUUACGAAGGUUAUCUUCUGUACCAUAGUAAACGUUAGUUUUCAUUUUGUGUUGUGGUGUACCCGUCACCUAAUCCAUAUAUAUGUAUAGUAAGACUUGAUCAAGUAUACACCUCCAUUACACCUAGAUAACUGUUCUAUAAUUCUGUCUUCUAUCUAACUCUACACCACUCUAUUUAUGUAUACCUGAAUUGUUGAGGUUUAUUAAUUGUGCUAAAUGUGGUAAAUAAGGUACUUUUUCACUACUUCUAAAACUGGUGUCUGUCCAUUCAUCCAUUAUACUUUGAUUACACUUUACAUCUAAGUCACACUCUCAUCCAACAUGUUUUAGAAUGCUGACUGUUUUACAUUGAAUAUGUCACCCCUUCGUAGGAACAGAGACAUUGUAUUUCUUCUUCUUCUUCUUCUUCUUCUCAUUUUGAUGAAACAUGGAGGAUAAUUGCAUCACCUUAAGCCAAUGUGCAGUGUACUAUCAUUAGAUUACUGUGACCUUGACCUCAAGCUUUUUAGCUCACUUGCCCUGAGGGCCGGUGAUGUGGCGUCACCGGCCGUUGGGCGUCAACAAUUUACUUUAAAUAGUUUCUUCUCUAACAUGCUCCUGUAAAGGGCUACCAAGUUCACAUGAAUCACCCUUACCUACAUUCAAGGCCACAGUGAUGAAAUAGGCUAAAAUCUUUGAAUGACUUCUCAAUAACUAAGAGGUCUAGAGACCUCCUAUUGGGUGUGUAGCAUGUAACAAGGUUCAAUGUUGUGUAAAUGAGGGGUGUGGCUCCCCUGAGAUAUGACCUAAUAGGGAAAUUAUCGCAAUUUCUUUGAAAUCCUUUUUUAAGAAUUAUUUGAUCCACAUUUGGUUUAAACAGUUUUAGGGAGAGGCAGCUCAAAAAGUAUGAAAACAUUUUUUAAGUUAAAUUAAAUAAGUAUUUUACCAUGAUUACGGAAAUAUCCAGGUGAGCGAUGAAGGCCCUUUGGGACUCUUGAUUUGACCUAAAACGUUGCCAUUAUGGCGUUAACCAGAGGACAUAAACAAACAUUUAGCUUGUUAUGAAAAAUACCAAUGUUUCUUAAACUUUUAACACAAUUAUACUUCAGCUCUCAUAUUCUGUUUUAUUGUUUGUAAAUUCAUGUGCCAUUAUCACCAUCUUGUGUUGUAAUGUCCAUACAACUUGUGUCUGUAAAAUUGUCUCGUGUCUCUGACUAGAUUGUACAUCUGAAGGUAAAGCCUAAUAAAACUAUGGUACUGUAAAA